UCGGAGUGCCUGCUUGCUACAUUGCCCUAAAACUUGUUUUUCUUCUCUGAUUUGUGUUUCGCAACUCAGCACGGUGGGAGUGGGAGGACACAGGCGGGAUGAGUAGUGGCGGGCCUGUCUUGAGCACCCCAAUUUCUGACGAAAACACGGCGUUGACUCUGCUCAAGCCAGUCACAAUGUCCCGGGAGCCGACCGAAGAGACGGCGGUCUUUGAAGACAUCAAGCCCCCAAUACGGAUCCUGGAGAAUCAGCACGAAUUGGCACAGGCCCGAUCCGAAAUGGACAAGUACCUCUCCGGCCAAGCGCCCCCUGCACCCAUGGUGCCAGACAAGAAGUACCGCCGGGAGAGCGCGUCGGUGGUGGAUGAGUUUUUCUCCGCCGAGAAGCCCCUGGCGGCGGGCCCCUACAGUGUGAAUAUCAACGUGAUCCUGCAGGACUCCACCCACCUGCGCACGGGGCUCUACCGGCCCGCUAAGCCGCUCGCCCCCUUUCCCCAGAUCAAAAUGGAGCCCGGCACCAGCUUUGCCCAGCCCUGCUCCUCCAGCGCUGGGGUCACCCAGACCCUGCCAGACUUCACCAGCGUCUUCAGCAUGCCCCAGUCGGUGGCGGCCAGCAAUAUCUUCGUCAAGCAAGAGAUGCCUUCCGACAUCCCUCUGUCUUCAGGCCCCCAGCCGAGCCUGCUCUACCAGCUGCCCGUGGGCAGCGGCGACGGGGAGAUGACCACCCUGGCCCACUCCACUUGCGGGGCCACGGCCAUCAGCACCAUGAGUGGUGUCACCAUGGCGACCAACACCAGCAGCGUGCUGGAUUCCAGAGCCAUGCCCAGGCCCAUCCGGCCAGGAGGGCCAACCAAGCCGUUCCAAGUGGGGCCCCCAGAACAAGGCAACUUCCCUAUGCCAGGGCAAUUCUACCCUGUCCCAGGGGUGAGCCUGCCCCCUUCGCCCCCCAACUCACAGCCCGGCAGCCCCGAGAACCAGCCCGAACUCAUCAACACCCUCUCGCCGCCUCCGCCGCCGUACAAGGCUCCUUUUGGACUGAAACCGGCCCCACUGGGCCAGAUGCCCCCGCUUCCCAAUGGCCUCGGGACGCUGGCCCAAGGGCACGUCAUCCUGCAGACCCCCAAAUACAACCGGAGGAACAACCCAGAGCUGGAGAAGAGGCGGAUUCACCACUGUGAUUACCCUGGUUGCACAAAGGUUUACACCAAAAGUUCACACCUGAAGGCACAUCAGAGGACUCACACAGGGGAGAAGCCCUACAAGUGCACGUGGGAGGGCUGUGACUGGCGCUUCGCCCGCUCCGACGAAUUGACCCGGCACUACCGCAAGCACACGGGGGCCAAGCCUUUCAAGUGCGUGGCGUGCGGGCGCUGCUUCUCCCGUUCCGACCACCUGGCCCUGCACAUGAAGAGGCAUCAGAACUGAAGGUGCUUCUUCCUCCGGCCGGGGGCGUCCCUCUGUACAUAGUCACCCCCUAGCUGCACCGUGAUCAAAAUGGCCACAGGUCUGCCAUCAGCCUUGGCUUUGCUGACACCUCAAGCAGUCUGAAUACAGACCUGAGAUAGAGAUGAAGCCGCAUCUGGGAAAGAUACGUGGGUUAGGGGGUUGGGACCCCUCCUUUAUACCACCGGGAGCUGCUGCUUGCUCUCCAGAACAUGGACCACUGAUGCCCAGGAGGUGGGGCUCCUGCUGCUUGCAAACUCUUGGGCUUCCCUGGCAUCCUGCAUCUCCUUGGGAAUAACCGGGCUUGUGGCUGCAGAAUUGCAACCCUGGGAUGUAUGGCCACUGGCUGGACUUUUGUUCUGUGACCACUUGGGGGUUCCCAGAAUCCCUUGGAACUUCUAAGGGCUUGAAAGAUCAGGCUGGUUCAAGUCAGCGAAUGGGGCACACCAGUAGCCAUGAUCUGGCUCAGCAAGACACCCCCACAGGCAGCUCCUUGUGUGACCCAUCAGACUUUCCACGUGGACGGAAAGAGGUGGCAUUACUUCACGUCCUUUGUCGGGUAUUCCUGAAGGUGCCUGCAUUGCAGCCUUGGAUUCUCAUCUCUCCAUGAGAACCAGUUUGGAUGGAGAAGGAAAAAGCAACAUACACACCAGGGAAAUUUCUAGCAUUGAUCCCCAAACCCUGUGCACCCCUUGGUCUCCCAGAAUGCACUGAGAAUCUGCCCUCUUGACAUGAGCAGAAGAAACCUUCUCUCGCAAUGGACUGCUCUUUUGCAGUGGCCUGAUGUGGAUUUUGCCAAACGCUAAAAGCCAUCUUGGAAACAAGUCCCGGUCCCUCUUAGUUGCUAGUGUGGGACUGGUUUCCCCACUACUUCACAGAUGGCCUCGGAAGACCUGCUGCUGACCUUGCCGAGGAGGUGAUGGAAACGUAGCUGGUGUUCUGUCCAGAGGCAUUACAGAAACAGGUGGGCCAUCAGUACAAGUGGAAGGGCAGCAAGGAUGCUUGUCCAUCACACAAGUAACAAGGACUCCCCAUGCAGAUGUCUCCAUGGAUUUCUACUCUUGACGAACUGAUCCAGGAUCUAGUGAUGCCGGCUAGGGGGUUGGGCCCCCCAUCUGAGCCUGGGCAAGCUUGGGCUUGGGCUUGCCCUGGACGAACUAGAACUUUGAUUUGGAUUUUGACAAGGGGUAGCUGCCCCAGCUGUGUCUUUAAAUCAGCCAGCAGGAAUCGUCAUAACUGUAGCCAAAACAAAGGUGCGCAUGGUUGGCUCAUGCCCCUUCACCUUGGGAGGCCCAGCCAGGUGCGAGCAUCCAUAACACAAUGCCCUUGCUCUAACCCCAUGAAUCUGGGGAGCCCAGCAGGGCCUGUGUCUUUGGCUGCAAUCCAUUUCCCUCUGUGCCUUCAUUGUAUCUGUCAGGAAGGGUUGGGACACCAUUUUCACCUGUGGGAACUUGGGCAGGGUAUGCUUAGGUCUCUCCACUUCUGGGCCAGAUAGUACAGCCCAGGCAGUGGGUCUUGCUCCCUUUUGGAUGCUGUUUGCUUAGUACAUAUAGAAAUACUCGCCCAGAGUUUGAGCAUCACCUAAGAGCCAUCCAAUGGUCUGCCGGGGACCUCUUCUCAGCUGCCAGGCCCUGUGAGUUACCUCCAGUUCCCAGUCUCUUAGCUGAAAAGAACCUCUCAAGCAAGUGCUGCUCAAUCCGCUUCUAGAAAUAUUGGGUUGUCCUGGCUGGAGGGUUGUGUGGGUUUUUACAUUCCCAGUUAUGGGUCCUCUCAGACGUCAAGGGUUUACUUGGUGGCAGGAGGGGAAAGUGUGAAAGCAGUGCUCCCUGUAACAGGGAUUCUCAGAUGGUGUUGACUACAACUCCCAUAAUCCCCAGCAGCAAUGGGCUUUGGCUGGGUGUUAUGGGAGUUGUAGUCAUGCUAAAAAUAUGCUAAAAUAAAUAAACCAACCGCAUCUGGGAAGCCGUGUUUCAGGGAACACAGGUGUGAAGUAUCUAUUUGUGACGUGCUAAUUUUUAAUGUUAUGGCCAAUAACAGCUUCCCUCCCAGGUCAGUUAGAACUUGGGGGGGGGGCAAUUUUUGGUAACCCCAUAGGAUGGGGAGGAAAGGACUAAUCGCCCUGAUUAAUCCCCACAAGAGCUCUGUGGCUGCUCUUUUUCAUUCCAGCCUCUCCACCACAUUGACGUCUUCUUUGAUACAUGUUUAAGUCUUGCAUUCCAAGAGUUUCUUUGGCCAGUACUGAGUUUGUGCAAACCAGUCCGCUUUCCCCAUUUCUUGCCACCACCUUGGUUUAACUUCCUACUCUGAGCUGGAAUCUCCUCUAGCAAUAGAAUUGCCAACUGGGACUGAAGCUAUUCUUGGGAGAUAAAGAAAAAGGUAAAGGUGUGCCGUUGAGUUGGUGUCGACUCCUGGCGACCACAGAGCCCUGUGGUGGUCUUUGGCAGAAAACAGGAGGGGUUGACCAUUGCCAGUCUGAGAUGAUGCCUUUCAGCAUCUCCCUCUCUGCCAAAGCCAUUUCCAGCCACAGGGCCAGUUUUUGAGUGUGCUGCCUGCCCUGUUGAUUAGUCCUCUGCCCCAUAGCUGCAAUGAGAACAUGCAGAAGUGGGAAGGCCACCCUGGCCCAGAGGUCUCGGCUUGCCCAUCCCCACUAUAUACACACUUUACCAUGAAAGGGAAGGAAGCGAUCUGGUCUUGUGGUAGCAAGCACGGAUUUCCCCUUUGCUAAACAGGGUUCACCCUGGUUUGCAUUUGAAUGGGAGACUGUGUGAGCUAUUAGAAGAUGGGGCCACUCUGGGAAGAGCACCUGCAUGCAGAAGGUUCCAAAUUCCCUCCCUGGCAGCAUCUCCAAGAUAGGGCUGGGAGAGACUCCAGCCUGCAACCUUGGAGAAGCUGCUGCCAGUGUGGGUAGACAACACUGAGCUAGAUAGACCAAGGGGCUGACUCAGUAUAAGGCAGCUCCUCUCUCUCCAAGGGUUGCCAACCAGUCCUUUGCUUUCUCUUACCCAAGGCUGGGUGGGAAGGACACUGGAAAGUGGCAAUUCCCUGGAAAAGAGCUGGCUGGAAAAGGUCACCUCCCAGGUCAGGGUCCUCACACUCCAGAACGGUGAGUGGGGAAAGCCCGGAUGGGGGCUCUUGGAUUUAACACAUUGCUGUCUCCCGGGGAACCUUGAGAAUAGAUGCUUUCUUAAAAGCACCUUUUCAAACUUUGCAGUCAUAGCCAACAUCAGGAGAGCAUUUCCUUACUUUGAGACCCCGUUCAGGCUUGGGCUUUGGUUUUGGUUUUGGCAACCUGUGGCAAAAAAGGGCUCCCAAACAUGCAUGCAGCCCAAUGGGAAAGUGCCAGCGAUUCAAAGCCCGUUGCUGGAAUCCUGUUCUGGGGCAGAAUUUGCAUUCCUGCAACCAAGAUUUGGGAUAGGCAGUGCAGAAGUGCAGUGGAAGUUCUCCGGCAGUCCACUUCUGAAUACCUGCCAUGGUGGUUGGGCAGCAGGUCACACCAGGAAGGAAGAGGCGGCCACAACCUCCACGCCUUGCUUGGAAGUGUGGGUAGGCUGGCCGCCCCUAUUGAAACAAGAUUCUGGCUGGGGACGGGGUCACUCUGAGCCAACAGGGUCUUCUUGGUGCUCUUUUGAAAUCUGCACACGCAGACACUCUACUCAGAGGCAAAAGCCUGCCUUGUGCGAGCAGCUGCCAAGCCAAACGGUUGUGUCUUUCUCUGCCCAGCCACACUAAACCUCUUUCCCUGCAGGCUGCCAGUUGUGGAGCGACAUUUGGGGCUCCAGGCUCAUUCCUAAACGCUUAUCCUCUUCCCAGACCCAUUUUGUAGAGAACAACACACUGAGGGUUCAACAAUGCUCCUGUGGCGGCUUCUGCGUCCCCCCAAAGUAGUGGGGACCUCUCUGUAUAUAGGAGAGUCCGCUGUACAGAAUGUUAUAUGCAAAUGUUAAAGCCAGAGUUCCCAACUCUGGGUUCCCAGAUGUUGCUGGACUACAACUCCCAUCACCCCCUGCAAGAGCUAGUGUUGGUGUAGUCCAACACCAUCUGGAAAGGCAAAGUUGGGAGCCCCCUGCCUUAAAGAAUGAUGUUUUCCUUUAUAUAUGUGUGUUUGUGUGUGUUAUAUGAACACAGAAUGGAACCUCUGGUGCGGGCAAGGUUUGUAUCUGCUUCUUUUAAUAUAUGUGUAAUUUUCCUCAUGUUUUGUAAUAAAAUCUUGGUGUUGACAGGA
Hemicordylus capensis (graceful crag lizard) is the source of this 5664-nucleotide messenger RNA. Its product is annotated as Krueppel-like factor 5. The transcript is spliced from 4 exons. Bases 99 to 1424 code for a protein of 441 amino acids. Gene Ontology annotation, biological process: regulation of transcription by RNA polymerase II. The record is from RefSeq and is a predicted model, not a curated record. Gene Ontology annotation, molecular function: DNA-binding transcription factor activity, RNA polymerase II-specific; RNA polymerase II cis-regulatory region sequence-specific DNA binding. NCBI's taxonomy places the organism in Eukaryota, Metazoa, Chordata, Lepidosauria, Squamata, Cordylidae.